Paramecium tetraurelia is the source of this 366-nucleotide messenger RNA. RefSeq lists its product as uncharacterized. The transcript has 2 exons. Lineage: Eukaryota; Ciliophora; Oligohymenophorea; Peniculida; Parameciidae. The record is from RefSeq and is a predicted model, not a curated record.
AUGACAAAUCUUCUUAAUCCAAUUAAGGUAGAGGAAGAUUUAGAGUAAUAAAUAUACAAUCCUAGGGAAUAACCCAUAUAAUCUAUAUCGACCAUUUGUUCUGUAAAACAACUAACUGAGGAUUUAAAGUUUAAGAUUCCGACCAAGAAAAUACGACGAAAGACUGCAAGCAAAAUGUAUAAAAAUGGUCACUGGACCCAAAAGGAACAUAAUUUAUAUUUGUAAUUUAUAGAAACGAACAAGGCAAUCAUGAUGAAAUCACACCAAAAGAAACAAGAGAAGAUCUUUAAGCAAAUGUCUCUUGUGAUUAAAACACGAUCGCCAUCCUAAUGCCGAUCUCAUCAUCAAAAGUUUAAUCCUUUCUGA